UUAGUAAUGAGACGACUGACAUCGCACCUAAGUCGCUGAAGUAGUUAAUCGACAGCAUUCACGAGCUGAUCCCUAGCACAAUUCUUCUUUUUUUGAAUCGACUUGCAACCGAAUCGUCAUAAACAGGGAUUGGCUCGUGUGUGUUCGAUUAAUGUGUAAUGACAAGUACGGUAAACUCUAGUGGACAUCGCCAAAUCGAGGCACCUGUGGCUGUAUGUGUCAGUUGUAAACAAUAAAAUUUAAACUCAAUUCGACGUAAACAUAACAUGGAAGGAGGCAUAUUAGAAACUCCAGAAACCACACUGGACACAUCCGACGAUGAAAUCGCCUUACAAGGCUUCUGCAGCCCUAAAAAGCUACCAUUCAGAUGUCUUGGACUGGUACUUAUGUGUUUGUUAGGUUUUGGUUCGGUUUUUUGCUUCGACAAUCCUAGCGCGCUACAAGAUAAUUUUAAAAGUGACUUGCUGAUGCCGACUAGCAAAUUUGUUUUACUUUAUUCGAUAUAUUCAUGGCCAAACGUGAUUUUCUGUUUUGUCGGAGGAUUUUUAUUGGACAGUGUCUUUGGCAUACGUUUAGGAGCAAUUGUAUAUAUGGGGCUGUCUUUAAUUGGCCAAAUCAUAUUUGCGGCGGGUGCUAUGAUCAAUGUUUUUUGGCUCAUGAUGCUUGGCCGGUUCGUGUUUGGCAUUGGCUCAGAAUCAUUGGCCGUUGCUCAGAAUAAUUAUGCCGUUCUGUGGUUCAAGGGAAAAGAAUUAAACAUGGUGUUCGGUUUGCAACUGAGCUUUGCACGACUCGGAUCGACAGUGAAUUUUUUAGUUAUGGAUCCGGUCUAUAAUUAUGUGUCCCAGUAUUACAAGGGACCGCAAUGCAUCGGCAUAGUACUUUUCCUUGCCGCUACUACAUGUGUGGGUUCUUUGAUAUGUGCAUGUGCUUUAGGUAUUAUCGAUAAGCGUGCGGAAAGAUUAUUGAGAAGAGGCGAGGGUCAAGAACACAAGGUUGUUGGUCUAUCGGAUGUUAAGGAUUUUAAGCUUAUAUUUUGGUUAAUCACUCUCCUCUGUAUUGCUUAUUACGUGGCAAUAUUUCCAUUUAUCUCCUUAGGAAAGGUCUUUUUUGAACGAAAAUACGCGUAUGAGCCAAAAAGUGCAAACACGGUCAAUUCUCUUGUGUAUCUCAUAUCAGCCAUUGCAUCCCCCAUGUUGGGGUAUGUGGUUGAUAAAACUGGGAAGAAUGUUUUAUGGGUAUUUAUCAGUGUUCUUACAACUAUGGUGGCUCAUGCAUUACUUGCAUUCACAUAUGUAAAUCCUUAUAUGUGCAUGACUCUUAUGGGAAUAGCAUACUCUAUGCUUGCCAGUAGUUUAUGGCCAUUAAUCGCUCUCAUUACCCCAGAAUAUCAGCUUGGUACUGCUUAUGGGAUAGCACAAUCUGUACAAAAUCUAGGUUUGGCUGUAGUUACGAUUUUAACUGGUAUAAUUGUGGACCAGGGCGGCUAUUUUAUGCUUGAAAUAUUUUUCUUGGGUUGGCUAUGGAUUUCCUUGAUACUUUCUGGUGCAAUCUGGGUAUCGGAUAUGACCUUAAGCGGUGGUUACUUGAACAUGACACCGGGUCAAAGAGAGAAAUACGAGGAAAUCCGACGCACGCCUGAAAGUCUCGAGAGGGCGAAAUUACUAUCCCCGGAGUCUACUUCGGAUUUGUCGACCGACGAUCUGUUGCAAACACAGUCCGACAUUAACAUUAGAAAUCGUUACCUGUCCCGUAUUGGCGCAAUGAUACCUCCUUCUGCGAAAGCGCAGAUCCACCGACCAUUGCGAUGAUACAUUCCAUUUAGCUAAAAAUUCCGAAUAUAAAUAGCUAUUUUCGUUUGAAACAUCAUUAAAAAAAUUGCUCACUGUGUCUUCCUCUUACACAGCAUUAAUCUGUGAUAAUUUCUUAAUCGAUACAUUUAAAACCGAUUAUUGAUUCAUUUUUAACCCGAUCGACAAGCAAUUUUUUUUUUUAUCGUUAGAUUAAUCUGACAACUGACAAAUAACAUAUAUUUGUUUCACAUUAACUGUAGUAGUAAAGUAUAAUAAUAAUCGAAUCUCACUAAUCAUUAUGCAGGAACAUGUUUAUAAUAUAAAUAAAACAAGAAUUAUUUUCUAUCUUCUAUUUGAAAACAAAAACCAUGCGUAGAUAUUAAAUUAAUUAUUAUUACGUAAGAUCUCUAAUAUGUUGUAAUAUAUCGCUGUAUUUAAAUGUACAUUUUAGUGUGUGGUUAAAUCAAAAUAAGAACCAUUUAAUUUCUUUGCAUUAUUUUAUACCCGAAGAUAUU
Colletes gigas is the source of this 2305-nucleotide messenger RNA. Its product is annotated as major facilitator superfamily domain-containing protein 1-like. Gene Ontology annotation, biological process: transmembrane transport. The record is from RefSeq and is a predicted model, not a curated record. Gene Ontology annotation, molecular function: transmembrane transporter activity. Bases 267 to 1808 code for a protein of 513 amino acids. The transcript is spliced from 7 exons. Lineage: Eukaryota; Metazoa; Arthropoda; Insecta; Hymenoptera; Colletidae. Gene Ontology annotation, cellular component: lysosome.